AUGCCCUCUCCCCUUCUCCUCGCAUCCGGUUUCCUCGCCCUCUGCAUCGCCUACAUCUUCGCCAACAUCAUCCGCCAGCUGCUUCUUCCAAACACCAAAGAACCACCCGUCGUCUUCCACUGGCUUCCCUGGCUUGGGAGCGCCAUCACCUACGGCAAAGACCCCUAUAAGUUUCUGUUCGCCGCCAGAGAGAAGCAUGGAGAUGUCUUCACCUUUGUCCUGCUAGGCCGCAACGUCACCGUUCACUUGGGCGUUGCCGGAAACGAUUUUGUCUUCAACGGCAAAGAGACACAUGUCAAUGCCGAGGAAAUCUACGGUCCCCUAUGUAACCCCGUCUUCGGCGAGGGCGUCGUGUACGACUGUCCCAAUUCCAAGCUCAUGGAACAGAAAAAAUUCGUCAAGUUUGGUCUGACAACCGACGCUCUCAAGGCACAUGUGCAACUGAUUGAGCAAGAGGUCGUAGACUACAUCAAAGCCUCCCGAGAGUUCAAGGGACAAUCAGGCACCAUCAAUGUGCCCCCCGUCAUGGCUCAAAUCACCAUCUUCACCGCCGCCAUCGCCUUACAAGGGCCUGAAGUGCGCAGCAAGCUCACAAACGAGUUUGCAAGCCUAUACCACGAUCUCGACGGCGGUUUUAGUCCCAUCAAUUUUGUUCUCCCUCGCGCGCCCUUCCCCCACAACAUCAAGAGAGAUCGGGCCCAGCUAAAGAUGCGCAAGAUUUACGAGACCAUCAUCGCAGAACGCCGCGCUGGCAAGAUCCCUCCCACCACCGACAUGAUCAGUCAUCUCAUGCAGUGCUCGUAUAAAGACGGCCGUCCUGUGCCAGACUCGGAAAUCGCAAACAUGAUGAUUACCAUUCUAAUGGCGGGCCAGCACAACUCCUCCAACAUUGCGUCUUGGAUCAUGUUGCACCUUGCCAACAAGCCGCAACUCUGCGAAGAGCUAUACCAGGAACAGCUUGAUCAACUGGCUGAUGAGCAUGGCAACUUGCCCAAGCUCGACCUGCAGACCUUGGAGAAGCUCAAGCUGCAUUCUAAUGUCGUCAAAGAGACGCUUCGCAUGCACAACUCCAUUCACUCUAUCAUGCGCCUUGUCAAACAGCCACUCCCCGUCCCCAAUACGUCGUGGACCAUACCGCCUGGCCAUGCCCUUCUCGCUUCACCUGGUAUCUCAGCAAACAGCGAAGAAUACUUCUAUAACCCGGAUAAGUGGAAUCCACAUCGCUGGGACGACCGCGUCAUCGAAGAAGACGAUGAGAGCGAGAUGGUGGACUACGGCUAUGGACGCAUGUCCAGGGGUACAAAGAGCGCCUACCUCCCGUUCGGUGGAGGUCGCCAUCGCUGCAUUGGCGAAAAGUUUGCUUACCUCAACUUGGAAGUCAUCACGGCGAUUAUGGUGCGAAACUUUUGCUUUAAGAAUCUCGAUGGUAGGGAGGGUGUUCCAGGCACCGAUUACAGCACCAUGUUUUCGCGUCCGCUAGAGCCUGCCGAGAUUGUUUGGCAGAGGCGAUGA
Molecule: messenger RNA, 1512 nt
Organism: Pyrenophora tritici-repentis Pt-1C-BFP
Lineage: Eukaryota; Fungi; Ascomycota; Dothideomycetes; Pleosporales; Pleosporaceae
Product: CypX, Cytochrome P450
Molecular function (GO): monooxygenase activity; heme binding; iron ion binding
Source: RefSeq, a predicted model, not a curated record